Messenger RNA from Polyodon spathula (Mississippi paddlefish), 814 nucleotides. It is a transcript of the gene acyp1, whose product is annotated as acylphosphatase 1, erythrocyte (common) type. The record is from RefSeq and is a predicted model, not a curated record. The transcript has 3 exons. Lineage: Eukaryota; Metazoa; Chordata; Actinopteri; Acipenseriformes; Polyodontidae. Gene Ontology annotation, molecular function: acylphosphatase activity. The coding region runs from base 111 to 422 and encodes 103 amino acids.
GGAUGUAGCGGUAGUUCACGGCGUAUAUGUGUUGCUUUGGCUUUUAAUAAACGUAAUAAAUCACUUAUUUACACAAUUUUCUAGUAGAUUUAAUCAAGCUGGUGUUGGCCAUGGCUGAGAAUGGAGAGCUCAUUUCGGUUGAGUUUGAGAUUUUUGGCAGAGUGCAAGGCGUGUUUUUCCGAAAGUACACUCAGGCUGAAGGGAAAAGACUGGGUUUGGUUGGCUGGGUCCAGAACACAGAGCAGGGGACAGUUCAAGGUCAACUCCAGGGUCCAGGAAGCCGGGUGAAGGCAAUGCAGGACUGGCUACAGAACAAGGGUAGUCCCAAGUCCAAAAUCACCAAAGCGGAGUUCAGCAGUGAGAAGAAAAUAGAGAGUCUGGAACAUUCAGAUUUCACAAUUAAUAGACAAAAGAAAGUUUAGAAUUAUUAUUUUUGUAACGAUCUAGUUAACAACUAGUGAAAUUUGACCAUUAUUUAAAAAACUUCCAUUGAUGCAAUUGUGAACUUGUUUACUGUAAGUAUCGUUACUUUAUUCAUUUAUUAUUAUUUAUUUUGCAAAAGAUUAACAGUGUGACGUGAAGAAUGUGAUAUAGUUAACGAAACAGUUUAAAUGCUGUUUAAACUUGUAUAUCUUGAUUGUAUGUUUAAUAUAUAAUUGUGCAACAGUAAUAGCAGUAUUUAUUUCAUUGUUAAAGUAGAAGUUAGCCUUAUGUACAUAUUGUAACUUUGCAAACGAAUGCGUUUUUCUUUGCUGCGGUUCAAUGGGGUGGUCAUGUGGUUACCAUAAUAAAAAUAUUGUUGGUAUUAAAUUAA